AUGAUACCUGGACCUAAAUCUUUACCUAUUAUUGGUAAUGCAUUAAUGUUUUUUGGUAGUUUAGAAAAAGUAGAAAAAAUGUUUUAUGAACAAGAUCAAAUUGGUUUUAAGAAUGAUGAACCAUUAAGAAGAUUUUGGAUAGGAAAUCUUUUAAUUGUUCAUGCUUUAUCACCUGAAGCAUCUAAAGUUAUUCUUGAAAGUAAAACAGAAACAUAUAAAGGAAUUGGUUAUGAUUUUUUUUAUGACUGGUUAGGAAAUGGUUUAGUUACUUCAGAUGGAGAUAAAUGGAAACAAAGAAAAAAGUUAAUUGCUCCUUCAUUUAGUUUUAAUAUGUUAAAAAAAUAUUUUGAAACAUUUAAUAAAGAAUCAAAGGCAAUAGUUGAAAGGUAUGAAGUUUUUGCAAAAAGUGGUGAAGAAGUAGAGAUUCUUGAAACUAUUAAAAGGGCAGCACUAGAUAUUUUAUGUGAAACUGCUAUGGGAGUUAAAGUAAAUAUUGCAGACAAUCCAAAUCAUCCUUAUCAUUUAGCUGUCAAAAGAUAUUUUAAAUUAGCUACUAUACAUUUUAAAAAUAUAUUUUACCAAAUACCUUAUUUUUAUUAUCUUUUUGGUGAUAAAAAAGAAAAAAAUAAACUUAUAGUAAUUCUUAAAACAUUUACUCAAAAUAUUAUUAAACAAAAGACUGAAGAAUUUGAAAAAAAUAAUGAAGUAUUUAAUGAGAAUACAUUUUUAUCAAAUUUGUUAAAAUUUAAAAAAGAAAAUGAAUUGAAUGAUGAUGAUAUUCGAGAGGAGGUUGACACAUUUAUGGUUGCAGGUCACGAUACAUCUUCUAGUUUAGCUUCUUUCUUAUGGUGGUCAUUGGCAUGUUAUCAAGAUAUACAAGAAAAAGUAUACCAAGAGAUAUAUGAUGUUUUUGGUGAAGAGGAGAGAGAUGUUUUACCAGAAGAUUUACCUAAACUUAAAUAUACAAAGAUGGUUAUAGAAGAAACUCUUAGAAUGUAUCCCACAGUUCCAUAUUUUAAUAGAACAUUAAAAAAUGAAGUUGAAGUUUGUGGUUAUACCCUCCCAAAAGGUACUAUGUUUGUUUUUCCUCUUCAACAAACUAGUUUUAAUCCAAAAAUUUUUCCUGAUCCAUUUAAAUUUGAUCCUAAUAGAUUUUUACCAGAAAAUAUUUCAAAAAUUAAUCCUUAUGCAUUCAUUCCAUUUAGUAGUGGACUAAGAAAUUGUGUUGGACAAAAAUUUGCAAUGAAUCAAAUAAAAAUUAUGCUUGUAUGGGUUUUAAGACGUUUUAAAUUAACUACAAAAAGAGAUAAAGAUUAUGUUAAAACACUUCCAGAAAUUGUACAAACCCCUGUAAAUGGAAUACCUAUUGUUUUUAAAAAAAGAAAACCAUUAUUAUUUUAA
Molecule: messenger RNA, 1401 nt
Organism: Strongyloides ratti
Lineage: Eukaryota; Metazoa; Nematoda; Chromadorea; Rhabditida; Strongyloididae
Product: Cytochrome P450 4V2
Exons: 2
Coding region: 1-1401 (466 amino acids)
Molecular function (GO): iron ion binding; oxidoreductase activity, acting on paired donors, with incorporation or reduction of molecular oxygen; heme binding
Source: RefSeq, a predicted model, not a curated record